This is a messenger RNA of Glarea lozoyensis ATCC 20868, 1509 nucleotides long. RefSeq lists its product as uncharacterized. The transcript is spliced from 2 exons. The coding region runs from base 1 to 1509 and encodes 502 amino acids. NCBI's taxonomy places the organism in Eukaryota, Fungi, Ascomycota, Leotiomycetes, Helotiales, Helotiaceae. The record is from RefSeq and is a predicted model, not a curated record. Gene Ontology annotation, biological process: peroxisome organization. Gene Ontology annotation, cellular component: peroxisomal membrane.
AUGGAUGAGUACGCAUAUGAAGCGUUUGCCAACCGGGAAGAGCCAAUUCCGGUUGUGGCACUUGAUGAGAGGCCGGAGGAUCAUUUGUCCAACGAUGAAGGGAAUGAUCACUUUGAAGUGCCAGGAGAUGAACGCAAAAGGGAUCGAUUCUGGAGGCAAGGCAAAAAUCUAAGAGAUACAUUCAAGAACACAAAAGAAAAGGUAUCUGAAAGGAAUGCCAGUGUGCAGGAUCGAUUGCUGGAAAAACUUCUACAACAAGUGAUACCUAUCGAGGAUCAAUCUUCAAGUAAAGACUCUACCAGCAAUUCUCAAUCCGAAUUCGUGUCAAGACCUUCUUUUAACAUCACCACCAUGUCCAACAAUUUCCGCAGAUUCAAUGCUCGAAUAGGUGUUGUUUUUGUCUUCCAAACGAAAGCAAUACAGCUUCUAUCCUGGAAGUACCCUACACAUACGUUGUCGUUUCUUGCCAUAUACACAUUCGUAUGCCUGGAUCCGUUCCUCCUCACAGCUCUACCGCUAGUCUUCCUAAUACUAGGCCUCCUCAUACCCUCCUUCAUCGCCAGACAUCCAGCACCACCAUCCACAAUCAACAUAGAAUCCUCCACCCAAUACCCCACCACAGGCCCAGCACUAGCCCCAGCACCCACCGUCAAACCCGCCAAAGAACUAUCCAAAGACUUCUUCCGCAACAUGCGCGACCUCCAAAACUGCAUGGAAGACUUCUCGCGCGCCCACGACAAGAUAAUCUCCCUCCUCGGCCCCCCCACAAACUUCUCCAACGAAGCCCUCUCCUCAACCCUCUUCUUCUUCACCCUCACCGCCGCCCUCGCCAUGUUCAUAGGAAGUCACCUCUUCCCCUGGCGCAUUCUCUUUCUGGUAACAGGCUGGACCCUAACCGCCCUCGGCCACCCAACCCUCCAACGCCAAUUCUUAGCCACCCAUCGCACACACAUCGUGCCCCAUGAGCAAGCUGCCCAGGCCUGGCUCAACACCUGGAUCGCCCACGACAUCAUCCUCGAUUCCGCGCCGCAGACGCGCGAAGUCGAGAUUUUCGAGCUCGAAAAGCUGUCCGCGGGCGGCGAAUGGGAAGCCUGGCUCUUCAGCGCGUCGCCGUAUGAUCCACUUAGCGAGAUCCGGAUACGCAGCGAACGACCGAAGGGGACGCGGUUUUUUGAGGAUGUGCGCGCGCCCGAGGAAUGGGAGUGGAGUGAGAAGAAGUGGGCGUUGGAUCUGUGGAGUCGGGAGUGGGUUGAGGAGCGGAUUAUAACGGGCGUGGAGGUUGAAACGGAGGGGGAGAGGUGGGUGUAUGAUUUGAGGUACGAGGGUGAGGAGGGGGAAGAUGAGGGAGAUGAUGAGACGCCGAGGAAGGAGGGGAAGAGGAGGGUUUUGCCUAGUUGGGAGGAGGGGAGUGAGGGGGAUGGAGAGAGGGGACGGAGAGGGGAGUGGAGGAGACGGAGGUGGGUUAGGAUGGUUAAGAGGAGGUGGGCUCAAUCUGGUUCGGAUGCGUGA